CCACCAGUAAGUGAUGGACCUGGGAUUUGGGCUCCAGAAGUUUGGCUCCGAGCCCACGGAAUUAAGCAUUCACUGUGAUACAGUGCACAUUGGCUUUUCAAAAUGAAUGUCACUCACUAAUUUCCCCCUCUACAGUACUUAAAUGACUUCCAUAUUCUUCCUUCCUAUUAUGUUCCUAUGUGAGGAAGUGGUAAGAUCAUCAAUACUGGAGGCAGGCAGAUCUAGAUUUACAUCCCAGACAAGCUAGUUGCUACUUGUGUGACCUUGGGCAAAGUUCUUUAAUUCUUACCUCUAAGCCUCUACAUCUGUAAAAUUAGGGGUCUGGGGGCAUGUUGUGAAGCUGUUGUGAGGAUUAAUUACCACAUCAUGAUCCACCCAGCACAUGCUCGGUGCUCAACAGGUGACCUCUGCUUCUUUCUUCCAGAUCCCUCUAUCAUCAACCCCCUUGGCCCAGUUCCACCCCUAUCUGCUCCACCUUCUCCUAGAUCAGUCACCCCCACUACCCCCAAAACCUCCCCCCACCCUGGGGCGUGUCACUUCCUCCUCCACAGCCUCCCAGAUCAGUACACAAAGGCUGCCGCUGCCUCCGGAGGAAGGGCUGCUUUGCACGCACCUGCCAUGGUGGCUUUGUCAGUGGGGCUUCUUUUCCUGCUGGCCCUGAGCAGAAGUGAGAGUGAGUUGGACGCCAAGAUCUCAUCCCUAGGGGAGGUUGCAGAAUGGGUGAAUCCUGAUGUAUCCCUGCCCGGGUCCUGCCAGCCAGCCCCCUCCUGCCAGAAGUGCAUCCUCUCACACCCAAGCUGUGCAUGGUGCAAGCAACUGAACUUCACCGCGUCGGGGAAGGCGGAGGCGCAGCGCUGCGCCCGGCGAGAGGAGCUGCUGGCUCGGGGCUGCCCUCCAGGAGAGCUGGAGGAGCCCCGCGGCCGGCUGGAGGUGCUGCAGGACAAGCUCCUCAGCCAGGGCGCCCACGGCGAGGCAGCCACCCAGCUGGCACCGCAGCGUGUCCGGCUCACACUGCGGCCGGGGGAGCCCCAGCAGCUCCUGGUCCGGUUUCUCCGUGCCGAGGGAUACCCUGUGGACCUGUACUACCUUAUGGAUCUGAGCUACUCUAUGAAGGAUGACCUGGAGCACGUGCGCCAGCUCGGGCAGGCCCUGCUGGUGCGGCUGCAGGAGGUCACCCAUUUCGUGCGUAUCGGCUUUGGCUCCUUUGUGGACAAAACAGUGCUGCCCUUCGUGAGCACAGUGCCUGCCAAGCUUCGCCACCCCUGCCCCACCCGGCUGGAGCGCUGCCAGCCACCCUUCAGCUUUCACCAUGUACUGUCCCUGACCGAGGAUGCUAAGGCCUUCGAGCAGGAGGUGGGGCGCCAGAACGUGUCAGGCAACCUGGAUUCGCCUGAAGGUGGCUUUGAUGCCAUUCUGCAGGCUGCACUCUGUCAGGAGAAGAUUGGCUGGAGAAAUGUGUCCAGGUUGCUGGUGUUCACUUCAGAUGACACAUUCCACACAGCUGGGGAUGGGAAGUUGGGUGGCAUUUUCAUGCCCAGCGAUGGGCACUGCCACUUGGACGAAAAUGGCAUCUACAGUCGCAGCCCAGAGUUUGACUACCCCUCUGUGGGCCAGGUAGCUCAGGCCCUCUCUGCUGCAAACAUCCAGCCCAUCUUUGCUGUCACCAGGGCCACACUGCCUGUAUACCAGGAGCUGAGUAAGCUGAUUCCUAAGUCCGUAGUGGGGGAGCUGAGUGAGAACUCCAGCAAUGUGGUUCAGCUCAUCAUGGAUGCAUAUGAUAACCUGUCAUCCACUGUCACUCUGGAACACUCUCCACUCCCUCCUGGGAUCCACAUCUCCUACGAAUCUCAGUGUGGGGAUCCUGGGAAGAGGGAGGGUGAGGCUGCGGAUCGGGGCCAGUGCAACCAUGUCCGAAUCAACCAGAUGGUGAAUUUUUCAGUUACUCUUCAAGCUACCAAGUGCCUCUCAGAGCCCCACCUUCUGAAGUUCCGAGCCCUUGGCUUCUCAGAGGAGCUGACUGUGGAGCUGCACAUGCUGUGUGACUGUAACUGCAGUGACACCCAGCCCUGGGCUCCCCACUGCAGUGACGGCCAGGGGCACCUACAAUGCGGGGUGUGCAGCUGUGCCCCUGGCCGCCUGGGUCGACUCUGUGAGUGCUCUGAGGCUGAGCUGUCCUCUCCGGAUCUGGAAUCGGGCUGCCGGGGCCCCAAUGGGACAGGGCCCCUGUGCAGCGGGAAGGGAUGGUGCCAGUGUGGACGCUGCAGCUGCAGUGGACAGAGCUCUGGGCGUCUGUGCGAGUGUGAUGAUGCCAGCUGUGAGCGACACAAGGGCAUCCUCUGUGGAGGUUUUGGCCGUUGCCAGUGUGGAGUGUGUCACUGUCAUGCCAACCGCACGGGCAGAGCAUGUGAGUGCAGUGAGGACACGGACAGCUGUGUCAGCCCCGAAGGAGGGCUCUGCAGUGGGCAUGGAAACUGCAGGUGCAACCGCUGCCGGUGCUUUGAUGGCUACUACGGUGUGCUAUGCGAUCAGUGCCCAGACUGCAAGACAUCAUGUGAGGCGCACAGGGACUGUGCCGAGUGUGGGGCCUUUGGGACCGGUCCCCUGGCCACCAACUGCAGCAUGGCUUGUGCCUACGCCAAUGUGACCCUCACUUUGGCCCCUAUCCUGGAUGAUGGCUGGUGCAAAGCGAGAACCCUGGACAACCAGCUGUUCUUCUUCCUGGUGGAGGAUGAAGCUGGAGGCAGUGUCCUGCUGAGAGUGAGACCCCCAGAGAAGAGAAGAGACUACACCCAGGCCAUUGUACUAGGCUGCGUGGGGGGCAUUGUGGCAGUAGGACUGGGGCUGGUCCUGGCUUAUAGGCUCACUGUGGAAAUCUAUGACCGCCGAGAAUACUGGCGCUUUGAGAAGGAGCAGCAGCAGCUUAACUGGAAGCAGAGUGACACCCAAGAGGGUCGCCUACUGCUACAAUCUUGCAUCCCCUACCUCAAGAGUGGGGGUUACCCACCCUCAUAUACAAUAAAGGGUCUCACCUCGGAGCAUGGCUGUCCUAUUGCUUUUCUCCAUGGCCAAAGCAGGCUGUUGGAGCCUGGGCUCAGGAAAGUUCACGUUUAUUCCUUCUCGUGCCAUCUGAGGGCAGGGAGAGGUUCUCAAAGGAGAGUGUGCAGGAGAGCUGGUCCGCAGCUGCCUGGGAAGCAGCUGGGCUGCGUGGGCUCGUGAGUUCCCAG
This is a messenger RNA of Manis pentadactyla (Chinese pangolin), 3224 nucleotides long. RefSeq names its product integrin subunit beta 7 (gene ITGB7). The record is from RefSeq and is a predicted model, not a curated record. The transcript has 15 exons. NCBI's taxonomy places the organism in Eukaryota, Metazoa, Chordata, Mammalia, Pholidota, Manidae. Gene Ontology annotation, cellular component: cell surface; focal adhesion; integrin complex. Bases 367 to 3216 code for a protein of 949 amino acids. Gene Ontology annotation, molecular function: integrin binding. Gene Ontology annotation, biological process: cell migration; cell adhesion mediated by integrin; integrin-mediated signaling pathway.